AUGACACAAAAAAAAGAUGGAAGAAUAAAUGGAGAAGCAGAUGUCAUAGAUACUAAUCGUUUAUUUGGACCAAUUUGGUUUUUGCUUGACGUAUUCAUCGGAGCAUUGCAACUCUUAAAACCAAUACUUUCAAUAAUUCUCGCGAUUUACAUUGCAUGGUCUUCAUUAAGCUUUGCCUCUCAAACAUUUCAAACCGAGAUCACAAUAUUUAUAUGUCGUCUCCCACUCACAAGCAUUUUCCCAUCAUGUCAAUCACCGAUUCCCGAUUUCUCGCGCCUAGUAACACGGCAAGUAGAAACCUACGAGCAAUUAAUGGAUCAAACAAUCUCCCAGACGGGAUUGACAUCUACACUGGCACUAGAUAUUAAGAAAGCAGAGUUGGCAACCGGGGAUCUUCGUACUUUGGUGAAAUAUUCAUCAUUGAUCAGUGCACCAGAGUUGGUGGAUCGGUUAAAUGAAUUUGUGGAUAAGUCACGCGUGGUGGGUAGAAACUUGCAAGUGUUGCAGGCUCGUACAAGGUCUUCUGUGGAUAAUUUGAUUACGUAUAAUUUGUUCGCGUUGAAAACGUUAGAAAAUGUACGAGAUCAAAAAGUUAGUUCAAAAGAACUGGUUCAGGCUUACGAUCAGAUGAUGGGAUUAAUGGAAGGGGAUUUGAAACGUAUGAUUCUAGCGGGACAAGAUAUUCUCGGAAGUCUUACUGACCUUGACGAAAUGCUCGUCGGAAUCCACGAAUUGACCGCAAAAGAAGCUUCACUGCAAAAAAUUGAACGUCAUAAGCUAUUGGCCGAAUUAUGGUCUUAUCUAGGAGGCAAUCGCGUUAAAAAACACAUAUUCCAAGAAAAUCUACAACUACUUCAAGACUUGGACAGACAACGGCGUCAUGCAGUCGCACAAAUACAAACAACUCUCUACAGUUUGACUUCAUUUCUACUGGAUCUCGAGGAAUUACGCGAACAAGUGAUGAAACCUUCGUUAAUUGGUAUGCCAAUUGAGGUUCAUAUAGAAAAUGUAGGAAAAGGAAUUGAACGAUUAAAGAGCAGUAAAGUGGCUGUUAAAAGUAUGGACAAUGAGCAGGCAAAGCAAAAGAGUAUUGAUACAUCAGAUUGA
This is a messenger RNA of Ambispora leptoticha, 1107 nucleotides long. The record is from the annotation of a GenBank genome assembly. NCBI's taxonomy places the organism in Eukaryota, Fungi, Glomeromycota, Glomeromycetes, Archaeosporales, Ambisporaceae.